Messenger RNA from Linum trigynum, 3883 nucleotides. NCBI's taxonomy places the organism in Eukaryota, Viridiplantae, Streptophyta, Magnoliopsida, Malpighiales, Linaceae. The record is from the annotation of a GenBank genome assembly.
GAACAUGAAAGCAUGAGCGAAUAACUGUUUAACCAAUUACCGUUAAGGAUCCAUGUUUAAUUCUAUCAACCAACACCAUGGCGACAAAAAUUUACAGAAUCAAAUUCCCUCUCAACCAAUUGGUUCAUCAUACGUUUGAAAGCUCUUCCAUCAUCAUCAUCAUCAUCAUCAUCAUCAUCAUCAUCAUCAUCAUCAUCAUCAGAUCAAGAUGUCUCGUGAGUCGUCGUCCAAACCAACCGUGGAGGGUUGGAACAGCGGGGUCAUCAACGUAUGCGUCAACGAGUCGGUUCCGACAACAAUCGACACGUCCGUGUUCUGGAAACUGGCACGGCCCGAGAACGAAAACGAUUGCACGUUCAUCCAUUACGCUCCUUACUACUGCGUGCAACUAGCUGCCAUCUUGUUCGGCAUCCACCUUGUUUCGGUCAUCCUCAGACCGUUGCACCUCCCACGCUUCUCCAUCGAAUUACUGGCUGGAAUUUUGAUUGGUCAGGGAUUGCAAACAUGGACUAGGGUUUACAUUGUUCCUACCAGCAGCCUCAAGGUGCUAGACACUUUGGGACAUUUGAGCCUCAUUUACUAUGUAUUCUUGGUGGGGCUAGAGAUCGACCUGUCCACCGUCCGACACAUAGGACGGGAGGCGGUGUACACGGGCCUAACGGGGACGAUACUUCCUCUCUUUGUAGGGUUCGUCGAGUUCUUCGUAUUGGCAGCUGAUCCAAGACACACAAACUUCUUCACCUCGGAGUUCUGGGAGAAUCUGGCUCCGGUCAAGCUGACCGGCCCCGUCUUCUGGGGGGUUGCCCUCACGGUCACCAGCUUCCCUGACCUCGCCAGGAUACUCUCCGACAUCAAGCUACUCCACACCGACAUGGGGAAGCUGGCCCUGUCCUCCUCCAUCAUCAGCGAGCUCACGACGUGGAUCCUCCUCGUCAUCGCGCUCACCCUGAACAACGGCACCCUGAACCCUCUCUACCUCCUCCCCACGUUCGCGUUCUUCGCCGCGUCCUGGUUCCUGGUCCGCCCCACGGUCACCAGGAUCCUCAGGCACGCGGACGAGACGGACAACGAGCUGCUCCUCAACUUCACCAUCUUCGGCGGGAUCCUGACCUCCUCGGUCGUAACCGAGGCGUGUGGCGCCAAUUCGAUGAUUGGCGCCUUCGUGUUCGGGCUCGUCAUCCCCAGCGGGGAUGUCAUGUCCGUGAAGCUCUUGGAGGUGUUCGAGGACUACAUCAGAGGGAUCCUGAUGCCCGCGUUUUUCAUGGACAAUGGGGUUAGAAGCAACCUUUCCGUCAUCCCUUACGCCCUAAACGAUGUACCUCCCCACACCAUAUUCCUCCUCAUAGUUUUGGCCUGGUCGGCGAAGAUUAUCAGUACUUUCUUUUUCUCCAAACUCUCGGGAAUGAAGACUCAUGACGCAUUCACUCUCGGAGUCCUGAUGAACACGAAAGGGGUUCUAGCUUUAAUCGUCAUCAACACGGGCCGCAACAACCAGGGAUUCAACCAGCUGAUGUUCCUGGUGCUGAUAUUUUCAAUGUUCGUGAUGUCAGCGACGAUAAUGCCCUUGGUCAAAGCAGCAAACAAGACCAACAGAAGAUCUAGCCAUUUCAAGAAUAGAACCGUAGAGAGCAACAAGCUGGAGUCGGAGCUCAGGGUGCUGGCCUGUAUCCAUACUACGCGUAAUCUCUCGGGGAUGAUCUACCUCCUGGAGUGCUCCAAUGGGGGAAAGCAGUACCCGGUCUGUGUUUUUGGCCUCCAUCUAGUCCAGCUCACCGAUCGACGUGCCACGGCAAUGCUAAUCGUCCAUGACAACAACAACAACAGGAAUAAGAUCAGCAACAACCACCGCGACGACAACGACGACAACUCCCACCACAGUUCGGGGCAGAACCCGACCCGUCGAGAGGAAGAGUCAAAGCACAUCGUCACGAUGUUCGAGAGCCUCGAGAAUCGAGGCGCGUCGGUGUCCGCUCAGUCGCUCACCGUGGUGUCCCCGUACACCACGAUGCACGAGGACAUCACGUGCCUGGGAGAGGACAAGCGGGUGACCUUGAUCUUGGUCCCGUUCCACAGGCAAGCCGAUGUCUACGGGAGGUUUCAAGACGAGAACAUGAACUGGAGGACGGUGAACCAGAACCUCAUGGCCACGGCUACUUGCUCCAUCGGUAUACUCGUGGACCGUGGGCUUGGCGGCUCCUCCAAAGAUGUAGCGAUGCGAUCACAAUCGUCGUUUGUUGUUAUCUUCAUCGGAGGGCCGGAUGAUCGGGAGGCACUUGCUUACGGUUGGAGGAUGGCUAAAUCGCCUAACGUCAAGCUCACCGUCCUUCGACUCCUCCCUAACGACGACGACGACGACGAUCACGACGACGACGAUGGAGAUGGUGAGAUACAUGAAGUGACCGUCGAAGGGGGAGGCGUCACGAUGAGGAGCAAGAGAGACAAAAGGGACAUGGACGACGAGUACGUGAACGAGUUCAGGUUCAGGACCAUGCACGACGAGAGCAUAAACUACGUCGAGAAGCAGGUGAGGACCGGGGACGAGGUGAUCACGAUGAUCGGGCGAGUCGUGCCGUCUUACGAUCUCUACAUACUGGGUCAGAGCAAAAACGCGGUGAGCUCCUCGAUCAUGUCAGGGUUGUCGGAGUGGACCGAGUGUGACGAGUUGGGUGUCUUGGGAGACACGUUACUGACUUCCGAAUUCUCGCAACGAUCCUCCCUCCUUGUUCUCAAGCAGCAUUACGUUCCCGGGAUGCGUAUGUGGAUCCGUCACAACGACGACGACAACAACAAAAACAUUGACAAUAGUAGGGUACCACUAGGGUUUUCCAAUAGUAACGCCCACAUAAUUUCUAAUGGUAUGAGUAUCAACCGACAACCCAUGUCGCGGCAAUAACCAAAAAAAAAAAAAAAUCUUGCCUUCUUCCCAAGCUCUCCGAAUUAAAUUGUACUAAAUUAAUUGAUCAAUCGGUCAAUUCUAUCCUGAUACAGUUCAAUAAAAAAUCCCAUUUGUAGAAUUUUCCUGACAUUCUAUAUAUACAUCAGUCAAACCUAAUUAAGUUAAAAUACCUAAUUACGGUUACUAGUUGGUUCAUCAUAAAUUCAAGCAACACUAUGUUCCCGGGAUGCGUAUAUGGAUUCGUCACAACGGUAACAACCAAAAUAAGCGAUGAGAAUAGCAGGGUUACUGGGUUUUCGUAUAGCAAUGAUGUUGGGAUCAACCCGCCGUAAGUGUAGUGGCAAAAGGCCAAUCCAAUAAACAAUGACAGAUCCAUAUUGUCGCGAAGAGGUGUGUCGCCGAUAAAACUGAUAUUAAAUAUUAGGACUUUGCUAUGGUGACUUGCAGGUCACCGUAACUUGUACAUUUCGGACGACCGAAAGUUAAGCAUGGUCGAAAUGUGGAAAAUGUGGUCAUUUUUGCCCAAAGGGUUCAAAACAAAGUCCCGAAAAAAGAACAUAAUUUUCUUGUAUUAUUUUUUUGGAGUUUAUUUUUUAAACUAUGGUUGUAGUGUUUUAUUUUUGGAUCUAUGUAUUUUUAAAUUAUCUUCAUAAUGCAAGCAUUGUUAUUUGGUUGUUGAAAUUUUCUGAAAUAGAGUAAACGGUCGACCUGAUGGAUGGCUCGAUUAGGGAUGGCAAAAAUAUCCGUAACCUUGGAUAUCCGCCCGAACCCGGCCUAAUCGGGUAGGGUAAAACCCGAACUCGAAGGACAUUUAGUGGGUACGGGUAAAACCCGAACCCGAAUAUUGCGGGUAAUGGUUGGGCAUGGGUUUCUCAGUAUUCAACCCGAACCCGCCCAUUAUACACAUACAUAUGUAUUUUGUCUAGAAAUAGUCAUUAUUUUUCUCUAACAUAUUUUAUAUUUAGCAUAUAAAUAUAAUAUUUUCAU